Aspergillus melleus is the source of this 333-nucleotide messenger RNA. RefSeq lists its product as uncharacterized. Bases 1 to 333 code for a protein of 110 amino acids. The record is from RefSeq and is a predicted model, not a curated record. The transcript has a single exon. Lineage: Eukaryota; Fungi; Ascomycota; Eurotiomycetes; Eurotiales; Aspergillaceae.
AUGGUGUCGAUCGCCGGCAUUAUUGGGUUCCUGAGAAGAACGCGACGGGGUUGCGUUCUAACCGCUCCCGGCAAUUGCCAGCAGAUUUGUGGAAAGGCCCUGGCGAUCAUUGUCCUCGCCGGUGGAUCCGCGGACGAGAAGCCGAGACUAUUCGCGCCGGCAUCCCAUGAGAUUUGGGAACUGUCAAGAUUAGCUUUUCUGCACUCCACCUGCUACGAUAUGCGGUCGGCACGCUGGGGCGCUGGCCGGAGAGAAAAUUCCAAAUGGGCGCCAGUGAUGGCAUCUGGUGAGAAGCGCAGGUGCGCUCCCACUGAGUUGACCCCGACGCCCUAG